AUGUCAUUGUUACAACUGGUUGCUAGAUGCCUGGCUCUUUUAAAUUUAUUGGUAUUCAUUAAUGCUAGAGAAACAUUGACUACUACUGAUAUAGUAGGAAGCACAAUCAAGUUAGAGGUUGAAGAUGCGGUUUUGAAAGCAGUGACUCCCGGGAUUCCAUAUACUAGUACUAUCACUAGUUUGUCUGGUGCUGUUACUGAGUAUAUCCAAACUAUUAUAACGCCUACUAGCACUGGAAAAACAACCGCUCCUGCUGCAAAGACAUCUUCUGGUUCAUCCACAUCUUCCGUCGCUAGCACUAAGGUUGCUGCUCUUGUUUACCCAUAUACGACAACAAUUACUGCUACCUCGGGUGGUGUCACAUUAUAUAUAUCAACUGUCGUAACAGGUUCUGGUUCCGGUUCUACUGCUACCGUGAUUUCCCCUUCUGCAAGCUCGAAGGCUAGCAGCGUGUCUUCUAGUUCUACUACAACAUUACCAGCAACUUCAUACACUUACACAGGUACUAACCCAGAUCCUUCCUCAAAUUUCACCGUGCCACCAAAAUCGCCGGUGACAACAUUAUCACUGGAUCUAUAUUAUACUGUUACCGAUGGUUCAAAGGUAUACACCUCUCGUAGAGAUGCUACAUCCAUCUGGGUCACCGUUACUACCAAUAGUGGUGUGGCUGUGGUGAGAACAACUUAUGUACAAAGAUUUACUUCACAAUAUACAGUUAUGAAAUCUCCUUCUUCGGGUUCCAUUGGUUUAGGUACGAUCACAGGCACUGUCGGCGUAGUCAAGACUACCGCCAUUGCGGAAGGCUCGGGCAGUUCUACAACAACAGACAGUAAAGUUGUCAAAAUUGCAAGCGCAAAUUCUGCUGACAACAAGUUUGUAGUAAGUAAGAUACCUAUGAUCGUUUCAUUUUUAUCUAUUUUCUUUAUUUCCUUAUUAUGA
Messenger RNA from Tetrapisispora phaffii CBS 4417, 939 nucleotides. RefSeq names its product Kre1p (gene KRE1). Gene Ontology annotation, biological process: fungal-type cell wall organization. The coding region runs from base 1 to 939 and encodes 312 amino acids. The transcript has a single exon. NCBI's taxonomy places the organism in Eukaryota, Fungi, Ascomycota, Saccharomycetes, Saccharomycetales, Saccharomycetaceae. The record is from RefSeq and is a predicted model, not a curated record.